Hirsutella rhossiliensis is the source of this 1083-nucleotide messenger RNA. Its product is annotated as endonuclease/Exonuclease/phosphatase family domain-containing protein. NCBI's taxonomy places the organism in Eukaryota, Fungi, Ascomycota, Sordariomycetes, Hypocreales, Ophiocordycipitaceae. Gene Ontology annotation, molecular function: 3'-5'-RNA exonuclease activity. The transcript has a single exon. The record is from RefSeq and is a predicted model, not a curated record. The coding region runs from base 1 to 1083 and encodes 360 amino acids.
AUGGAGCGAGACAGUUUCACUGCCAAGAGGCGCGCGGCACGAUCCUCGCCGCAGUUCCAUCUCGUUCUCGCCGCCGCUCUGCUCUUCUGCCUGCUUCUCGCCUGGCGCAGCGGCAGCUUUUCCCUCCGCGCACAGCUCGACCGCCCGCCCCAACAAGCGGCAAAUUUCGAUUUUCAGCCAGACAACGCGGCCCAGGUGGUCCUGACGCCCGUGGACAAGGAUAUGGCACCCCGCUCUGCCUCGAUGCCCAUGCGCAUCAUCACCUACAACAUCAGGUACGCCACGGAGAAGCAGGUGGCCGAUGAAAAGCCCUGGACGAUCCGCUGCCCAAAGCUCUGCAACCAGGUGCGCUUCAUCACCACGGGCCACGAGAACCCCUUCCUGUGUCUGCAGGAGGCCCUCCAUGCGCAGGUCAACGAUGUCCAAGCCGAGCUGGGGCCCUCGUGGGCCUUUAUUGGCCGCGGCCGCGAGGAGGGCGAGGCAGACGGCGAGUACUCGCCCAUCUUUUAUCGCUCAGACACGUGGAAGUGCACGCGGAGCCAGACGCGCUGGCUCAGCCCGACGCCCGAGGUGCCCUCUCGCGGCUGGGAUGCCGCCUUCAGCCGAAUCGUCACCAUGGGCGAGUUCUUGCACAACGAGACGGGCACCAGCGUCGUCGUCAUGAACACACACUUUGACCAUGUCGGCUACCGCGCGCGGACAGAGAGCGCCAAGCUGCUCAUCAAGUUUGCAAAGGAGUGGGGUGCGGGCGAUGGGGUAACGGCGCCGCCGUCAGCCGUCUUGGUCGCCGGCGACUUUAAUAGCCCGCCCGACGAGGAGGCCUACAAGGUCAUGACGGCGCCAGGGUCGGGCAUGUCCGACAUUGCCAAUCUGGUGCCCAAGGAGAAGCAUUACGGGAACAACCUGACUUACACGAGCUUCGGCGAGCCCAACGAGCCGCCCCUGCUCAUCGACUUUCUCUUCAUCCAGGAGCCUCGCACGGCCACCAUCAACACGUUUGGUGUGCUGGACAACAGCUUCGACGAUCGGCUUCUCCUGUCAGACCAUCGGCCUGUCGUGGCCGAUCUUGACGUCAAAAUCUAG